CAGGCGCUGGAACUCUCCCCUGGCAGGAGGAUCAACUGCUCGGGGAUCGUCCGCGGGGACGAGAAGGCCAUCCAGGAGGCCCAGCUUAGCAACCUGGAGGUUUCGAACAAAAGGGUUUCCCUGACACCCGGCGAGUACCUGACCAUGACGAAGGACUGCAGCAGCUUCAAGGAUAGCCGGCGGUUCAUUGAGUUCCCGCUGAGCCAGGAGGAGGCGGAGUUCCCCAUUGCCUACUCCAUGGGCUUCCGCAAUGUCUUUGUGGCUAGCCGACUGGAAAAGGUGGUUUAUGCCUCCUGGUCCCGGCUGCAGGCUGACCUCAACUGCAUGAAGGACCUGUUAGAGAGCCCUGUGCCAUGGCGCUACGUCCUCAACACCUGUGGCACCGAUUUCCCCAUCAAGACCAACGCAGAGAUGGUCCGCGCCCUGAAGGCCCUGCGGGGGCGAAACAGCAUGGAGUCAGAGAAGCCCUCAGCCCUCAAGCAGGAGCGCUGGCAGUACCACCACAAAGUGGGUGAGACCAUCUUCCGGACAGCCACAGAGAAACUGCCGCCACCUCACAGCUCUCCCAUGUUCACAGGCAACGCAUACAUCGUGGUCACACGGGCCUUCGUGCAGCACAUCUUUGAGAACCCCAUAGCACAGCAGUUUCUCGAGUGGGCCAAGGACACCUACAGCCCUGAUGAGCACGUCUGGGCCACCCUCAACCGCAUGCCUGGCGUGCCAGGCGCCAUGCCUCAGAGCGACAAAUUCCAGCUUUCGGACAUGAACGCCCUGCCCCGCCUGGUCAAGUGGCAGUACCUGGAGGGCGAGUCUAGGCGGCGGCGCCUCAGGGCCAGCAGGAGGAAUUGGGGAGCUGCGCUGGCCGCGGGAUCCUUCCGCGGUGAGGGCGGCCCCCUGAGGACAAGCGCUAUUGCGCGGAAAGUUUGUGCCUUGCGCGGAGUUGGCGGGCGUGUGAGGUAUCCCACCGUGGAAACGGCCGCGCGGCCCGGCGGGGCGCCCCGGGAAGGAGGCGGAGGCCCCGCUGGCGGGGUUGAGGGACAGGAGGCGCCCCCCGCACCUCCACCCGACGGUUCUCCUCAGAGACGCCGCCCGGCGUCCCCAAGCAGCUCUCUGACAGCCCGUCUUAGAGAAACGGAGGUGGUGUGA
This is a messenger RNA of Mesitornis unicolor (brown roatelo), 1146 nucleotides long. RefSeq names its product glucosaminyl (N-acetyl) transferase 3, mucin type (gene GCNT3). The annotation marks the transcript as partial. NCBI's taxonomy places the organism in Eukaryota, Metazoa, Chordata, Aves, Mesitornithiformes, Mesitornithidae. Gene Ontology annotation, molecular function: acetylglucosaminyltransferase activity. The record is from RefSeq and is a predicted model, not a curated record. The transcript is spliced from 3 exons. Gene Ontology annotation, cellular component: membrane.